Molecule: messenger RNA, 5315 nt
Organism: Falco peregrinus (peregrine falcon)
Lineage: Eukaryota; Metazoa; Chordata; Aves; Falconiformes; Falconidae
Gene: SNX20
Product: sorting nexin 20
Exons: 4
Coding region: 153-1139 (328 amino acids)
Biological process (GO): protein transport
Cellular component (GO): early endosome membrane
Molecular function (GO): phosphatidylinositol phosphate binding
Source: RefSeq, a predicted model, not a curated record
UUUUGUAAAACGCAGAAUUGUGCCUGGUAGAAGGAAACACAGACAUGCUUUUCCGCAAUCAGAAAAUGCGAAGCAGGCUUUUCCUGGCUUUGUACAGACUGCACAUGCACUACAACUAAAAGCUCUUCAGCAGUUUCCAGUGAUAGCUUGCAAUGGACCAAGACUUGCACUGCACAGCAGAAAAGGAACUGUUGGAAGCUGUAAGCAGGAUUACUACGUUUUCUACCGCAAGUCCAUCUGAUGUAGAACAAAAUCAACCCAAAGCUGAAAUUUCAUGUCAAGUGAGAAAAGAAAACCCAGAAAAAGAUGACCUGCAAGAUUCCAAUGCAUCCUUAAGUCCCAACUCUUCGAUGACCACUAAGGAGCUUCAGGAAUAUUGGAGGAAUGAAAAACGCCAGUGCAGACAAGUCAAACUCCUUUUUGAAAUCCCAUCAACCAGAGUUGUAGAGCACCACUUAUCUAAAUAUGUGAUGUAUAAAAUCAUCAUUUUGCAAACAGGGAGUUUUGACAGCAACAAGUCUGUAAUUGAACGGCGUUAUUCAGAUUUUGAGAAACUUCACAGAAAUCUGCUGGAGGAGUUUAGUGAAGAAAUGGAAGAUGUGACCUUUCCCAAAAAAACUCUGACAGGGAACUUCACAGAAGAAAUAAUCAAUGAGAGAAAAUUAGCCUUCAAGGACUACCUGAGACUUCUAUAUUCUAUGAAAUAUAUCCGAAGAUCAAAAAAAUUUAUUGACUUUUUAACAAGGCCGGAGCUCCAGGAAGCAUAUGGUUGCCUGCGGGGUGGCCAGUACACCAAAGCUUUGGAAAUCCUUUCAGAAGUCAUUGGUCUGCAGGAAAGGCUGACGAGAGGCAACCCUGUCUCAGUUGUCCCUACUCUCUGUGCUAUCGUGGUGUGCCACAAGGACCUGGAAAACCCCGCAAGCGCCUUUGAAUAUGGAGAAAAAGCUCUAUCACGCCUUCAUAUGCAUACCAGCCACAGGUAUUAUAUUCCACUGUUAGAAACAAUGAUCACUUUGGCAUAUGAACUUGGCAAGGAUUUUCUGUCUUUGCAAGAAAAACUGGAAGAAUGGAAGACAAAAAAAGAUCCCAUACGGGUUUUUACCCUGAAAGAACUUGCAGUUCAGGAGUACGUGCACUGAACAGAAGAAACAAUUUCAUUAAAGAGCAAAGCUGUCAGCAACUUUUCCCGAACACAAACUUUUGAAAGAGUAAGAACCGGAAAUUAUCUGUUUGGCUAACAUAACUUUAUAUUAAUAGAAAAAAGUUAAAUAUCUUCCAUGUUCAAAAGGAACAUUAACAUUUAUGUUGGAAAAUAUAAUGUAUUUACUCUACAGAUAUGAGGUGCACCUAAGCUUAUUAAGGUUUUUGGAAAGAAAUUUUCAACAAAGUCAUUUAUGACUUACUUAUUUUGAACAUAGCCUAUUUCGUGUGACAAGUCAGAAUAGGAAAAUGCAACAAAUAAAGCACUUAACCUGCAGAAUCAGAGGCAUUGCUUGUUGAUGUGGAAACUAUUUCCUUUAAAGAGGAGAAAUAUCUACUCAAUUGAUGCAGUCUAAAGGAUGGAUCUUCAGACACUGAAUGUAGUUAUUUACUCCUCCAGCUGAAGCCUGGUCAAACAGCACUUUGUCAUUUCUGAGAAUGAUGGGAUUGAUCCUGCUCCCACUGAAGUCAAUGGCUGUGGGCAGGAGGACCCGGGAGGAAGGUUUACAAUCAACUUUGCCAGGAACAAAAAAUACAAGCAACAAUCAUUCCAUCAGAGAUGAGGGAACAUGCUUUAUUUCCCUUUUGCAGUUAAUACAGUUUUAUGAUUUGCGUUGAAGGCAUAUUGUUGUUUGGGGUGAUCUUUAAGUACAGCUCUGACCAGGGUAGAAAAUUCAUACCAUGUGUACUACAUACAUAAUGGAAAGGAACCACAGAAGGGUGCUGUUGGGGAGAACAUCUGGCUAAUAUAAUGCUAGCAUUUAAUUCUGAUUAUCAAGCCAUGGGACAAAUGGUUAACAGACAGUCUGUAUUAAACACAUGCUUCCCUGUUGCCUUUCAGAGCUUUAUUUAAAUUGGGCAUUGCCUUGGCUUUGCAGCCUGGGUACCACGCAAAUACCGUCUUGGUGGUACUGCGAUACAACAGCUAAUUCUUUCAGGGAUCCAACUCACAUAUACAAAUGCUAAGCUUGUCUUGGCCCCAACACUCCUGUGAAAGGUUCCCAAGAGCUGAAAAAGUCUCUAUUUACCUGCUUCUACAAUUUCCCUCAACUCUAUUAUCUCUCCCAUACACUUAUUCUAAUAUAUAAUAAUCUGGUAAAUUAAUUCUCAUAAAUAUUGUAAUUAACAUGUCGUGCUAGCAUGGAUGAUUAUUCUCUGCUGAAUAUAGUCCACUGAGUACUUUCAGGCCUGAGUUCAAAUACUGCAUGCACCACAAUGACACUGUUUAUAAAUUAGGAAUAACUGUAUUAAUUUACCUCCCUGGUAUAUAAAAGUAUCAGCUAACUGAAAGCGCACUGCACCUGAAAAACACUGCUGUGCAUUGUUACAAGAAGGACGGCUUAGAAAAAAUACAGAAUAAUAGGAACGUCUAGGAUGGAAAGUUAAUAUUUUAAGUAGCUAUUAAUAGCUAGGCAUUAAACUCAUAUGUGGAUUAUUUGUUUUGACAAUUAUUAUUUUUUCUAGUUAUACCAGAAGUAAGAGAAUUAAGAGUAAUUUACUAGCAGACUUCAGGACUAAUGUGCUCGCAACAUACUACAUUGCAGGACAGUCAAAAGUAUCAAAGGUAACACCACCUUAGAGGAUCACGUCUGAAUCAGUAACAAAGUGGCAAAGCAGAAAGCAUGUCUGGGGUUUGCAGCACUCAGACACGGCAGACGGGAAGCACGGCCAUCACGCUACUCUAUCCCCACAGCAGUUUGUGGUGAAAGACCAAAAAAAUAAGUGAAAAUUUCCCUGCUUUUGCUCCCUCCCACCGUUGUGUGCAGUAUCCCAUGCACAGCUGCCUCUGAUUCUCCUCAGGUUUCUAUGGGACUUUACGUGAGUAGCUAAUUGUGUCCACAGACCCUCACCUUACAGGUGACUACAAGAUCAGAGGGUCCAUAAGUACAUGGUGUCUAGCAAGGACAAGUACCAGGAAAGCAGCACAUCAGAGAGAUCUUACUUAACCUUUACUUGUAAUGCUAUAACUUUCCAUCUCUGAAGGAUUAACUGAUCCAAAGCUAACCAAUUUUUGUUGGCAUGUCAGUGCACAUUAGGAAUAUGAGGAGGCGCAAUCUGGCUAAGAGAAAAAUUUACAUAAUUCAAAAGGCACUAAAAUACACAGUGCCAAAACCCCCACUGUUUCAUUGGUGUAAGCCAAAUUUCCUCUGAGAAUGCUUUUCCAUGUAAUCUGCUAGCAGGGUUUUAUCAGCAAAAUGGUCCUAGAAUAGGUCACUUUGUCCCUAUCCACCAGAAGGCAGAGGUCAGGCUCCUUGUAUUAGGGGAAGAACGAACUAAAUAAAUACAAGUGUGAAGAAAGAACAAUGUGUCUGUUGGAUAAUUCCGCCACACCGAACUUCUUUAAGGGAGAGCCUUCUCGGUGGGGCAUCUGUGGCAAUCAUCAGCCAUGUCUUCAGAGCCACCCAGGAAGAACACGCUAUCUGCCUUACUCAAAGGGCUGAUUUCAGUUUCUGCUGCAUUCAGACUUCCAGUCAAGCCACUUCACGUACAAAUCCGCGGAGCCUACAGCACAUGUCAAAGGGUCAAGUGUAGUGUUCAUAAAAAAGUUCCUGAUGCCAUUAAUAUUAGAAUACAACAAAAUUAAAACCUCCCCUGCCCCAAGCAAACCAUGUAUGUACUCCCUUCCUACACAUGAGGAGCCCGUGAUCUUCAGAUUUAUUAAUCUCUUCAGAGAUGACAUUGGAAAUCCUUGGAAAGAGAAAGCUAGUACGGUGAUGACCAUGAGUAGGGACCCACGGGGCCUGGAUUUCACCUGGAGCUCUGCCAGACUUGGUCUGAACUUUGCAGAAGUAUCUUAAUUUCUGUGCCCCUAUUUCCUCACCCAGUACUUUCCCAGUAAAACUUCUGCAUCCAGAUUUUCAGUAAUCACCAAACAGAAAAGCUGUGAAAUUUGAACAAAUUAACUCCAGCAUUUAACUUCAAAAUGUGCAUUGGGAUGGAGGCAAUUUUGAACUAUAGAAGCCUAUUUAAUUUAUUGAAGAUACCUUGGAAUGGAAGAGAAUUUAGAGGCAGUAAGCGCCAAACCUUUGUCCUUAUUGUUAAUUGCAUGGUUUCUUACUAAUGCAGUCCUAUUUUAAAAUCAGGUGUUACUUUUCUUACACACUAGAGAAGUUACAAAAUUAUCUAUUUAUUGCAUUGGACUGUAGUGAGACCAUGCUGGCUCAUCAGCUCCAUAGGCAAUCAGCCAGUUCUGAUUUCUUAGCUAUGUACUCUCCAGAGACUGGCUGGACCUGCCAAAAGAAUUCUGCUUUCUCACAUUUCAAAAGUCAACCUCUGCAUAUUCUUUUUCACUUGAUUUUUACAGCAAAGUGAGUAUUCAGCAGUUACCUGUUGUUAAACUACAAGGUAAUGGCAUUCCUGCUCCCAUACUGACCCUACUGUCUUCCACUUGGAAUGACAGCUGGCAACGACUGGGUUCCCUCUGCCUGUACGUGCAACUUUAUCUUCCACAGUUAAAAAUGUGUAGCUGGAUAGGACAGAUUUCCCUAUCAGAGAAGAUUGAUCUCUUUCCCCCUUAACGUUGCCCGGUGCAGGGAUACAGUAGUGGCUACAGAGCCCCCAUUAAUUAAUUGAAUCUGUCCUGGCUUUUUCGUAAGAUGUAUAAAAAUGGGUGAUCUCCACCAGCCACCACAUCUUGUUUUUCCUCUGAACGGUGUAUUAAAGAAUGGCUCAAAAAGGAAAUUGCUAACAUUUUAAUCCAUGUCUAUCUGUCUUGCUUAUCUAUUGCCCUUUCUUAACUCUUGUUAAGAAGCCAUUGGAGAAACAAUGACUAAAAUCCUUGUGCACUCUCCAUGGGGUUUGUGUGCUGUCCCCAGAGUGCACAACCCACCUUUCCAGGUGUCGGGCCGGCAAAAGUGAAUAGCACUGCAUCAGUGAACCUAUCUUAGAAGAGGAGAGCUCUGGCACUACCACAUAUGGAAGAAUGGAACAUAAAUUAAGCAGGUGGUUCCUGCUUCCAGACAGCCAUUUUACUUCCAGUCUACAUUGCUGUACAAUAUUUGAGUGAUAAAAGCCUGUUUUAUACAUAAAUUCAUUUUAUCCAUUUCCUGUCUUCCAAAACAAUGUGUGCUUUUUGCAAAGAAUUUCUUCAGUUUAAUAAAUGGAAAUGAGCAGUU